UUUUGCGUCACCUGUAGCAUUAAGAUCAAGAUCAAGAUCGCGAGGACGUUGACGGGAAGGAGACGCCGGGAGCAGUGCAUGGCCUUUAGCAGUCUGUGGAAAUGGCAACAGCCCUCGCCAGACCAAUAUCGUUUACGGAUAUUGGCCUCAAUGACCAAGACCAGGAUGGCAAUUCAGCAUUGUUGGAGCUGGACAGAGGUCUGAAAUCUACACGAACAGGAGAGCAGUGUGAAGCAAUAUCAAAGUUUCCAGCACUGUUUGAGAAGUAUCCAUUCCCCAUAUUGAUAAAUUCUGCCCUUUUGAAAUUAGCUGAAGUCUUCAGACAAGAAACCCCUGGGAGUAACUUUGUACGUGUGUGUGUUGUCGAGGUAGUGGAAUCAUGUGGCAGACAUUUAGACAAGCUCAUCAAUGUGGAUGAGUUUUUGCGGCGUAUAACAACUGUCAUGCACUCCAAUGAUCCUCUGGCCAGAGCACUCACCUUGCGCACCCUGGGUUGGAUGUCAGGUGUAGUAGGGGAGAAUAGGAGGGUUCAGCACCUCAUCCGUGAGGCUCUGGAUGCCAAAGAAUUUGUGGAACUUCAGGCUGCCAUCAUGGCAGCUGAGAAAUAUGCUGCAAAAUCAAAAACUUUUGCAAUGAACAUGUGUGACAGACUAAUCCAUAUGAUUGGAGGAUUGGCAACACCUGUUGAUGUGAAGCUGCAGUUGAUUCAGGUCUUCCAACACAUGCAUCAUGAUGCAGAAACUGCUGCUACUGUGCGUAGCUUGUGUCUGGAGCUGCUUAAGGAAUACCCAACACAGCGUGUAGUGAUCACCACCCUGCACACUCUUACCCAGCUGGCUACACACAGCUUGGUGGACAUUCCUCAGCAGGUGGACCUAUUGAUUGGGACCCUGGAGAUUGAGGCCCGGCUUGGUGUGCGACAGGCUGUGCUGGGUGAGCUGGGAUUUCUGGCUGAAGCUGCUCCUCAUGCUUGGUCAGCAGACAAUGUGGAAACAUUAGUCAAGUUCACUAAGUCACCCCACCACAGUCCUGCCAUGACAACUACUGCUUUAUCAGUAUUGGCUUCUCUCACUGCAGCCCCAGCACUUCCAAGGAUAACACUUACUCCAGAAUGUGCCCUGGUUGACCUUUGUCGUGAGUGUGUUUAUGACAGCAACUUAACAGUUGCUUGCAGAGCCCUCCAACUUUUCACUAAUAUUGCAGUGUACAUGUAUGAAGAACAGAAAACUAGCCAGUUGUGUGAGGAGGCACAUUGUGCUGCCAUCAGUCUACUGCAGAGUGUAUUUAGUUCUUCUCAGCUGGAGGAGUCAACAGGUCCCACACCAGAAGAGUAUAUACCCCGUGGCCUGCGUUCAUGCUUGGUGUUUGCUGUGCUGCUCUCCCAAACCCUGCCCUGCAUCAUGGAUGAUCUUGCUGUCACCCUCACUCACACACUAUCUGAUAACACACUUUCAGUGUGUGGAUGUCAGCUAGUGUGUGAAGCACUGGCAUCUCUUGGAGGGAACCGAGGGGAUGUUCUCACACCGCAUCUCACUCCUGUGUUGAAGUUGGUGCAGAAACUCACUGUAGAGGCUCCAUUAAAUGCUCAGAAGACAAAAUUAAUAGUCACACUGGUGACUCUAGUGCUGCAGGUGUUUCAUGGUCACAUAUGGUCCAGCCAGGCAGAAACUGCUGUAGUGGCUGCCAGCAAGUGUGUCAAUCAGUGGGCUGCAUUUUGCAUGGCACGACAGGCAUCAAGGUAUGGCCAUCACAACUUUGCUGCUGGCCUGUAUGGUGUGCUUAGUUGGAGAGUUUGUUCAGACCAACAGCAUUUCUGGGUAUCAGCCUUGGCUGAGGUGAGCCAAGGUGAGGCAUGCCCAAUGGCCACAGGAGACAGAGCAGACAAUCUCACUGCUGCCAACACUCACCUAUUAAGGGCAUUGUCUGCACUCAAGGCAGCAAGUACACCAAACCAGCCCAUGAACUUCUGUCAAGAAUAUGUGAGGCUGCGUGCUGAGACCUUCAUGUGUCAUGCACAGCUGCUUCAUGCCUGCUUGUCCUUGCGUACAGCCCCUCCACCUGCCAUCGCAGCCUCACUUGCCACAUCAACAAGGGAUGACCUCCUGAGGUGUGGUAGAGUAUCACAGCAACUCACUAAGUCAGCAAGAGACUUUAACAACUUAGCUUCACAAUAUGGAACCCUUUACCAAUCUGUGUUUGAUGCCGAUCCACAAACAUUGUGCAAUUUGGCACUUUUGCAGCAGGGUGCCUUGCUGGUGGCUCAGGGAAUUGAGAUCAUUACUCGGCCUUCAGCAGGACAACUAACAGAGGAUUACUCUGGUCUUGAUCUCACUACAAUAACCAGCAAACUUGGUGGUGGAGAAUCUGUCGAGACCCAAUCUAUAAUUACUGCACUAGAAGAAGCCACCACCCUUGUGCGCAGGCUGGCUCAGGUUUCUUGUGAAGUCAAGCCAGUGAGAGAACAACAUCUGCAAUUACUUCAAGGCAUUUCCCAAGUCCUAACAAGUGUCCCACUGCCCUAUCCACGCUUCUUUUUUCAGACAUUACAGAAAACCACCAUAACCCUGGCUAUACUGCCACAGCCACGUGCACCAGGAGAUCCCAUUUCUGUUCAGACCUCAUCCCAGCUUGCACUCAAAGUGGAAGGUGUUAUUGGUCAUGGGAAGAGACCAGGAUUGUUUCGGUCUGUGCGUUCUGUCACACUUGCUGUUAAUUCCAGUCUAACAAGUCGUCCUCAGCAUACUCUGGAUAUAAAGGGGGAGCCCAAUGAAACCCUGACACAGACUGUGGAGCCUCACAAUGAUUUCUUUGCCGCUCAGUUCCUGCUUGGAUUUCCAGUUCCAGGAAUGUAUCAGGUUAGUGUUGACACAUCAGUCACAGAUGACUCUGAUGAUGCCUGGCAGACAGGACCACGCCACACACUCCAUGUCAAGUCCCAAGAAGACCCUGCCAGCAAAACCAGUGUGUCUCAAGCACCUCGUCAAGUACCACCCUCCCAGUAUGCUCCCUCCACUUCACAGGGAGCCCCUGGACCUCCUCCACCAGGUGUCAGUGUUCUGCCUCCCAGCCAGCCAGGAGCCAGUGGCACAUCACUUUCUCAACUACCUCAGUAUAAUAUACCCAGGCCAGGUACUUAGCAUAGAUAUAUCAA
Messenger RNA from Portunus trituberculatus (swimming crab), 3151 nucleotides. It is a transcript of the gene INTS7, whose product is annotated as integrator complex subunit 7-like. Gene Ontology annotation, biological process: snRNA 3'-end processing. NCBI's taxonomy places the organism in Eukaryota, Metazoa, Arthropoda, Malacostraca, Decapoda, Portunidae. The coding region runs from base 102 to 3137 and encodes 1011 amino acids. The transcript is spliced from 19 exons. Gene Ontology annotation, cellular component: integrator complex. The record is from RefSeq and is a predicted model, not a curated record.